Striga asiatica is the source of this 2290-nucleotide messenger RNA. Lineage: Eukaryota; Viridiplantae; Streptophyta; Magnoliopsida; Lamiales; Orobanchaceae. The record is from the annotation of a GenBank genome assembly.
CUUUCGCCCAGCUGUCGGAACCUAGAUUUCUACGUAUUUGCUGAUUUCUGCAACCGAAUAACACAUAUUUGUGCUGAUAAUGGGGUCUCUUCGCUCUUGGUGAGGUCAUUUUACUUCUGUGAUUGAUCAAUUGCGUCUCUUAUUUUACUGCCAUUUUGGAUGAGAUUUUCUUGCUGCAUACCAUUUCCACACGCCACUUGCAUCACUGCAUAGAUUUUUUUUCCUCCCAAAUCAUACCAUGGCCUCGCCGGCGACGAUAACGGAAAACCCUCCGGCGCCCCCCGCCGCCUGCGCCGCAACAGUGGAAGAAAUCACGAGAAUCUACAAGUCGCUGCCGCCGAUCAGGCCUUCCAUCGAGGAGGUCGAGGCGGCCAACUCCGUGCUCCGCACCGUCGAGACCGAGCAAAGCCUCGAGCUCGAUGAAAUAUCCGGGAUGCAGCCGCCGCCGGACGUGCCGCCGGAGUUGUUCUCCGUGCUCCAGGAGGUCAGGAGGGCCGCGGUCUCCUUGAAGGGCCACGAGCAGCGGAAGGAGGCGGCGCAGGUGGUGGAGCUCGACCGGAUUUUUCAGGUGUUUGACCGGCUGAUUCAGAGGGCUUCGUCGCUGGUCUCCGGUGAGAAAGUGAUGGAUUCCGAUGGGAUUGAUGGGGACGGUGAAGAAGAGGCUGCGGCCUGUGAGGAUGAUAGGGUUGUGGAUUCUGCUAAACAGGAGGACAUCAAGAGUGUUGUUGAUGGUGUGAAGGGUUUUGCUUCUUCUAAAUUUACUGCUUCAUCUUCAGGAGAAAUAGAAUCAGAAAAAUUAGAUCUGUUACAAGUGGCUGCAGUAAUCGAAAACUCUUUCAAAACAAAGGUAAGAAUCUUAGAUCUUCAAGGGAAACUGCUGGACAAGGUCGAAUGGCUUCCUUUAUCCUUAGGAAAGCUAUCGACUUUAACCGAAUUAAAUCUAGCUCAAAACAGGAUCAUGGCCCUUCCAAACUCCAUAGCCAGCCUCGAGACCUUAACGAAGCUUGAUGUUCGUGGGAACCAGCUCAUAAACCUUCCGAGUUCAUUUGGCGAGCUGGAGAAUUUAACCGAACUGAAUCUUUCAGCUAAUCUACUCAAAUCACUGCCCGAGUCUUUUGAAAAUUUAGUGAAAGUGAUUAAUCUCGAUUUAAGUUCAAACAAGUUCUCGAGCCUGCCCAGUACAGUUGGGAGUUUAAUUUCUCUACAGAGGCUGAAUGUGGACACGAAUGAUCUCGAAGAACUUCCUCACGCUAUUGGCUCGUGUUUAUCUCUUGUGGAGUUGAGAUUAGAUUUCAAUCGACUCAAAGCUCUUCCGGAAUCAAUAGGAAAUCUCGAACAACUCGAGAUUCUGUCUUUGCACUAUAACCGGGUAAAAAGGCUUCCAUUGACAAUGGGGAAUCUUUCGAAUUUGAGGGAACUUGAUGUUAGCUUCAAUGAACUAGAGAGUUUGCCCGAAACUCUUUGCCUUGAUGUGAGCCUGAAGAAACUGAACUUAGGGAAAAAUUUUGCAGACUUGAGGAUGCUUCCGGAAUCUCUUGGGAAUCUUGAGAUGCUCGAGGAGCUCGACAUUAGUGACAACCAAAUAAGGGUUUUGCCCGAUUCAUUCAGAUUUUUGUCGAAUUUGAAAAAUUUCCGAGCUGACCGGGCUCCUCUGGGAGUGCCACCUAGGCACAUUACAAAAUUGGGUGCACAGGCUGUUGUACAGUACAUGGCUGAUUUUGUUUCUGGGAGGGAUUUAGAGAACCAGAGGAUAAAGAAGAAGAGAGGGCUGUGUUCUUAUAUAUGCCCAUUGCUCUGUUUCGGCGUUGGGAAUGAAUAAUUCUUCACCUGUAAGUAUAUAUUUUUGUCUGUGAGCAUGUAUAUGUCUGGAUUUCUAAGGAUGCUUAAAUUUCCACUGUAGAUGAUUAAUGCAUAUAAUUCAAGCAUCUUCAAAUACUUUUAAUUUGUGUGAGUUGUCAAGCACGACUUUGUUGUUUUGCUUCCUUGUUGUACAAACAAUGCGUUUGAAUAAUGAGAUGUAAAUUGUUUUUCUUUUGUUCGUUGUGAAUUGAAGAGUUGUUGGGAAAAACCAUAUUAGAAAACUGUAUAUGAAACCUAAACAUUACGUGAACUGAACGAAGAAGCAUAUAAACGGCACAAACAGUAGCCUAACUAUGAGUGAUGAGGCCCAACUUAUGUAAAUACAAUCAAAUGUAGCCCCUUUUUUAUCAAUAAAAUGUAAAGAGUAUAUGUUUGUCAGUAUUUUGUAUUUCAUUUUUCUCUUCAGGCUCUACCAUGUUAACGAGGGAAC